UAUUGAUGUUCGUUUAGUGGACUUAAUCGGUACAUCCAGAUGGAUCAGCUGGGUGAGUUUCGAAAACUCAGCUGAUUUUUUUCAAAAAAGCUGGCUGAGUCUUCACCAUGCAUCUAGCUGCAGCUGAUUCAGUCAAAAACGGUCAAUGACCAAAAUAACUCGGCUACACAUAACCCUAAAUUUAGUUUUAAUCUCUCAGGCUCUCUCUCUCACUCUCUCUCUCUAUCUCUCUCUCUCUCUCUGUUUUGGCGGCCAAUCUCUCUCUCUCCGGCGACCUCUCUCUCCGGCGACCCCUCUCUCCGGCGACCUCUCCCUCUCGCUCAAGUAAGAUUGUGUUGUGAGUUUUCUGUUUUGUUGAAUCGUUUACAUAUGAAAUCCAAUCUCUUUUUCAGGUUCUCUCUCUCACUCCGGCGAUCUCAGCUCCGGCGACCUUAGCUCCGGCGACCUCUCUCUCUAACUCAAGUAAGAGUCUCUGAGAUCUAAAUGUUGUGGGUUUCUGUUUUGUUUGGAAUAGUUUUAUCACCUCACCAUAUAUGAAUCUCUCUCUCUCAGGUUCUCUCUCUCACUCCGGCGACCUCAGCUCCGGGGACCUUAGCUCCGGCGACCUCUCUCUCUAACUAAAGUAAGAGUCUUUGAGAUUUAAAUGUUGUGGGUUUUCUGUUUUGUUUGGAAUAGUUUUUUCACCUCACCAUAUAUGAAUCUCUCUCUCAGGUUCUCUCUCUCAGAUUCUCUCUCUCACUCCAGCGACCUCAGCUCUGGCGACCUCUCUCUCUCGCUUAAGUAAGACUCUCAGGGAUCUAAAUGUUGUGGCUUUUGUAGAUUGUUCUUCUUCAAGUCUGUAGUUUAUAAGUCUGUACUUUGGAAUCAAUUAUCUUCAAGUCUCUAGCUUAUAUCCUAUAAGUUAUGUUAUGGGUUUUGUUUGCAUCUUCAAGUCACUAGUCUGUACAUUAAUAACUUUCAUUGUUGUGUUCUCUUUGAAUAUAUUUGCCUAUCCUUUUGUUGAAUACAAAGCUCUUGUCAUGUAUCAGUCUUUAUAAGCUUUGCUUAAGUGGAUUUGCCAACAUUGUUUAAUGGUGUCUUGUGUCCCACCUUUCUUUUGGUGUCUAGCAGGUGCAACAAGAAGCUUUCUCAUUCUAUUAAACAAUGACAACCAUCCAUGGAUCUGAUGCGAGUAUAUUCCACUCUAAUCUUUUAUUUGAUCUCAGUUUUGUCAAGUGCUUUUCUUAUUGUCUUGAAUCUUCAAAUAAGAAUCUUAUAUGGAGUGACGAGCAAACACGGUUCUUUCUUCAACUAAGACUUGAUGAGAGUCUGAAAGGAAACAUAAGAAAGCAGAUGGUUAAUGAGGCUGGGAGACAGGUGAUCAUGGAUAUGUUCUAUGAGGCAUUUGGUGUAAAAAUUCCAUGGAGAAAAUUUGGGAUAAAGUACAAUACUUGCAAGAAGCAGUACGACUCUUUUAAGAAGUUGACUCGGAACAGAACGGGACUUGGUUUUACUUCAACUGGAUCCAUCAACAUGAGUGAGGACUGGUGGAAUGAGCGAUGCAAGGAGUGGCCUGGUGCUAGAAAAUUUAAAGACAAGCCGGUAGCAAACAUGGAUUUGAUGGAGAAGGUAUUUGGGACAGUUUAUAUUAGUGGAGGUGAAGGUUGGUCUGCUCAGCAAGGUGAAGAUGUUUUAGACACAAAGUACACAGAUCAUGAUGAUGAAGAUGAUGCUGAAUCAAGGCGUGAUGUCCCUACUCAAGAAGUUGUUGGAGAUGAAUCAAGGCGUGGUGUCCCUACUCAAGAAAUUGAUGUCGCAUCUGAAUCAAGGAAUGUUGGCCCCUCUUCUUCUAGGUCAAAGGUUAAUAAAAAAACAUCAAGGGCUGUACAAUCAGGACAAGCUGUGGCUGAUGUGAUUAGGGAGAGUGUUGAGUCUCGAGACAAGAUUCUUUCCCACAAGAAUCAUCUAAUAGAGAAUCAUCCCGAGUUUAGUUGUAGUCAUCUUCGAGCCAUGGAGGCUCUUCACUCCUUGUCUGCUGUAAGGAUGUGGUCUCCUCUCUACAAAGCUUCAAUUAACCACUUCAAAGAAGAUGCUGCGAAUCGUCAGACUUUCUUGUUUUAUGGAGAUGAUGAGAACAAGGUUCUUUAUUUGGAGUUUGCAACUGGUGAAAGCAGAGAUCAUUGAGGAGUUGUUUAUGUUUUAUGUCUCUGUCUUAGUUUAGUAUGAACUCUAGAAUGAAUCAUGUUUUAGUGACUGUUUAUGACAAUAUUUUUAUGAGUUUCACCCUACUGAAAUGUCUAUGUUUAUUUUUAUUUUGAAGUGGCAAUACAACUCUUGUGGAUAAGCAGUUUCUACGUAGCAGCUCUUAUACACUUAUUGCUUGAGAGUUUACAAUCUUCUCUGCCCACAUUUUCGCAUAUUUAAAUGAAUCAGACUAGAGAAAAGAAGAAAAAUCUUAGUCAUUUUCAUAAAGGAGUUGGAGAUUUAGUUGAGAGUACGUAUAGUCUAGUAGAGAGAUAGCAA
Messenger RNA from Brassica napus (rape), 2502 nucleotides. RefSeq lists its product as uncharacterized. The coding region runs from base 1144 to 2163 and encodes 339 amino acids. The record is from RefSeq and is a predicted model, not a curated record. Lineage: Eukaryota; Viridiplantae; Streptophyta; Magnoliopsida; Brassicales; Brassicaceae. The transcript has 2 exons.